GGCAAAGAGUACUCCGACGAUUUGGAGGUAUUCAAGCACGCGAAGAUGGAAGCGCUGCGCGGCAAGAGCCUGGGCCAGCAGACCCAGUCGCUGCACGACCAGGUGCAGAUCGCCAAGCAGAAAGUGGAGGGCUUCCAGCACGAGCUCGUCGACAUCGCGACGCAGAUCUCGACCCUGGCUGCCCAGUACAAAACGCAAUCUAAGGAGCUCGCGGGCACGAAGGACGAGCUGCAGCAGCUCGAGGCGCAGCGGGCCAUGGCGGCCCACGCGGCGGCGCAGCAGGCCUCCGAGAACAUUGGCAUUUCCGAGAUGGUGCAGGACCUGGCCAACACCUUCGACCAGCUCAAGCGACAGCACGAGAGUGCCGCGGCGGACAGCGCAUCGUCGAAGCCGGCCCCGCCGCUGCCAGCGCCCACCCAGCCACCGCCGUUUUUCUCGGCGCCAACGCCAGAGAGUCUGCGCGGCGGCAUGGCCAAACCAGCGGGCCCAGACUCAGAGGAGGAGGACGAGGCCACGGCCUUCGCGGGCUGGGGCAGCGGAGACAAGCACGCCCUAGAAGAGGUCGCGGAUCUCAUGGAGCAGAACGAUGACGAGGGAG
Messenger RNA from Prorocentrum cordatum, 598 nucleotides. Lineage: Eukaryota; Dinophyceae; Prorocentrales; Prorocentraceae. The record is from the annotation of a GenBank genome assembly.